This is a messenger RNA of Nothobranchius furzeri (turquoise killifish), 1094 nucleotides long. RefSeq names its product selenoprotein F (gene selenof). The record is from RefSeq and is a predicted model, not a curated record. Gene Ontology annotation, molecular function: oxidoreductase activity. Gene Ontology annotation, cellular component: endoplasmic reticulum lumen. Lineage: Eukaryota; Metazoa; Chordata; Actinopteri; Cyprinodontiformes; Nothobranchiidae.
ACCCGCAAUAUCCGAUUAUGUUGAGUCAGUAAUCUGGAAAAACGCGAAAACGAAACGUUGUAGUUUCUGCUCAUUUACGUUCGGGCGAAAUUAAAGUCCCCUUAGUGAAAGUUAAAAAGGUCCUUUUGUAGUUUUGCUAACAGAGCGGGCUGUAAAAUGUCGGGAGAAGUCUAUCUACUGUGGCUUCUUUCGCUGCUAAAGACGCUGUCGGUGUACGGGGCCGAGGUGACCUCCGAGGCCUGCAGGGAGCUGGGCUUCUCCAGCAACCUGCUGUGCAGCUCCUGUGACCUGCUGGGAGAGUUCAGCCUCACCAAACUGCAGCCAACCUGUCAGCGGUGCUGCCAGCAGGAGGCUCAGGUGGAAGCACGCAAGCUCUAUGCCGGAGCCAUCCUCGAGGUGUGUGGAUGAAAACUGGGGAGGUUCCCUCAAGUCCAAGCCUUUGUCAGGAGCGACAAGCCGAAGAUGUUCAGGGGUCUUCAGAUCAAGUACGUCAGAGGCUCCGAUCCUGUUCUAAAGCUGCUGGACGAUAACGGGAACAUCGCUGAGGAGCUCAGCAUCCUCAAGUGGAACACCGACAGCGUGGAGGAGUUUCUGAGUGAGAAGUUAGACCGAAUAUAACAAGAUCUUCUUUUUCUCUCGUCAGAAAGAUGUGAAGGGGUUAAGGCUUCAGGAGAAGGAGCAAAGGUUUAGCUUUAGUCGUUUUUGUCCGCUGAUCAUUUGGUGAUUUACAGAUUUCUGCACCUGGGCCUUGGUAGAUGUUUAUGAAGUUACUGCUGCACAUGACUAAAGCUCAUGUGGACCGUAGCAACAUGGUGGAUCUCUAGGGUCUGUCCUUUAUUCUCUUUAUCAUUAUUAUUAUCCUCUAAAUGACGCUCUGAGUUGUGACUAAAGGAAUCCGAGUGAAAGAAUCCCAGUUUUCCUUCGGACGCAGCGAGUUGUGCUGAAACACACGAGAGUGAAGACCUGACAGGAAACCAGACGUGGGAUGUGAGGUCUGAUGGGAAUUUGUGUGUUUCCACAUCUGCUGUGUGGAGCAGAAACUGGGUUUGUCCGUGAUACGCAACAAUAAACGAGAUCUGUGGCUUUUCUUUCAA